ACAAAGAUGAAGUCAUUUACGGCGAUGCUGCUUCUAUCGCUCUGUCUGCUUUUCGCUGUACGCAUACGGGAAAUCGUCGCCCAAAGCGUACAACAAAACAACGACCAAACUUCUCACAUCGUACUGCUCGGAUCCACCAGACCCGACGGGACGCGUGAAUUCCGCUGCGGUGGAUCAUACCUUGGCCGAAACGUAGUGCUGGCCGGUGCGCACUGUAUCACCGGCAAAAAUCAACCCACCCUCGAUACGGUGCGCUUCGGCACCGGUACGAACAAUGUUAUGCAUUUUCGCAUCGUCAACCACACGCUGCACUAUCGCUACAAACCGCAGUUCGAAUACCAUAACAUGGCUGUGUACUAUCUCGAUGCGAGUCCCGAUAGUGGCGGUGCCGGCCGCUUCAAACCGGCUUGCAUACUGAAGCCACACAUGAAGCAGGGCAUUGUACAGAUGGUUGGGGACAGCUCUAACGGGCGCGGAUUGUCACUCCAGUCGACCUCGUUGGAUGUGGUACCGUCCGAAAAGUGUCACGAAUACUACAAUCCCAUCCCGAAGCUUCGCUUCGGCGUGCUGCUCUGCUGUUUCUGUGCCAUGAACUCCGACACCACCGAAUGUUCUAAUAUGCACAGCUCUCCGCUACAGCUGGUCAUCAAUCGGAACGGGAAGCGUGUACCGUUUCUCAUCGGCCACAAGUCGAUCGGGAAGGCUUGCGGUGUCAAAAGUCCGGCAGUCUUCACGCGCUACGGAUCGUACUACGAGUGGUUGGAAACGAUCACCAACUUGCCGUUAGAGGCGACCGAUUGCUUUAGCCGCUACUGAUGAAACGGGAGAUAAAUUGUCAUCUAAAAGCGGCACCUGAUUAUGCGCAACAAUUGUGCCCCACAGCGAAAUAGGCCGAACACACCACAAAACCUGUUUUCAAUUUUGGAAUCUCUUUAAUAGCGGACAGGGUAAAUCCCACCAUAUGAUUUGGGAUUUUUGAAUGUGCCGUGACUCAUUGCUUUGGUAAGGUAAAGCUGAACACGAUAUAUUUAACUUAUAUAUACAUUAUACACGUUACUGAUGAGUUCAUGUAACUUUUACUAAUCAGACCAGAGCAAAGUUUCUGUAAUCAGGAAGGGAAUAGUAUUGUCUCUGAUAC
This is a messenger RNA of Anopheles moucheti, 1138 nucleotides long. Its product is annotated as serine protease snake-like. Bases 7 to 816 code for a protein of 269 amino acids. The transcript has 4 exons. NCBI's taxonomy places the organism in Eukaryota, Metazoa, Arthropoda, Insecta, Diptera, Culicidae. Gene Ontology annotation, molecular function: serine-type endopeptidase activity. The record is from RefSeq and is a predicted model, not a curated record. Gene Ontology annotation, biological process: proteolysis.